CCGGGGCUGGUUUACACAGCCUGUCUCCUCGCUGGGCUGUGAGGCGGCGCCUGGGGAUGCGGAAGCCUUUGGCUGUGUGUUAGACGCGUAGUGCGAGCGGGGGCAGGGAGGGUCUGUCUGAAACAAGCCCCGGGAUGGCCCUGGGUGUCGGUUGCUUUGCAGUGGGGCGCCGGGGGUGGUUGAAGGCUUAAAAGGGAAGGGGGACAGGGGGUUCCCCUGUCCCGAGCAGAGCUGGAUGGGGGGGCCCUUGCCACCAUGGAGGGGGUGCUGUACAAGUGGACCAACUAUCUGAGCGGCUGGCAGCCUCGAUGGUUUCUUCUCUGUGGUGGUAUCUUGUCAUAUUACGACUCUCGGGAAGAUGCCUGGAAGGGUUGUAAGGGAAGCAUCCAAAUGGCCGUGUGUGAAAUUCAAGUUCACCAUGCAGAUAGUACUCGAAUGGAUCUGAUUAUUCCUGGAGAACAGUACUUCUACCUGAAAGCCAGAAGCACAGCUGAGAGGCAAAAAUGGCUGGUUGCACUUGGAUCUGCCAAGGCCUGUCUGACAGACAGUAGGGCGCAGAGAGAAAAAGAGCUCACUGAAAACACCGAAGCCUUGAAAACCAAAAUGUCAGAGCUUAGACUGUACUGUGACCUCCUUGUUCAGCAAGUGGAUAAAACUAAGGAAGCUAGCAUUUGUGGUGUAUCAGAAUCAGAGAAUGGAAUUGAUAUGGGAGCUCUCUUGAAAUCAACAUGUAACACCUUCCUGAAGACUCUUGAAGAAUGUAUGCAGAUUGCAAAUGUGACCUUCUCUUCUGAGUUAAUACAUCACACCCCAUCGGGAUCUCCACACUUGGCUGUUCCCAAAUCAAACAAGGUAACCCCUCCCGUCUCCUCCAGUAGCACUACAGCAGAAAGGCAGAUGGAAUUGAACAGUUGUGAAAAUGGCUCCGUAAAGACAGAAAUUAAUCCUUGUGACCAACCCCUGAUUAACACUCUGAUACCCUCACAUCUGAAAUCUAACGAGGGAGACUGUGACAUUUCAGCUGAAAACCAUGUUGAAAAGAAGUUGACAGGUGAUGAAAUUAAAGACGAUGGAGAAAGCAAGAUGCUGCCCAUAGAAGGCAACAGUGCCAAUGAAUCGCUGCAUUUGGCAAUGGAUUCCAUAAGUGGACCAGCUCCAUCACACGGGGGAGAAGGAAAAGAAGAGGAUUUACCUACCUUCUUCAGUGUCAUGAACAAUAGGUUUAGUGACAUUGAACUCCAGGAGGGUGACGGCAUACCCACAGAGGAAUUUCUGCAAUCGUGUUACGCGAUAGUGCCAGUCUUGGACAAACUUGGACCAACAGUCUUUGCUCCUGUUAAAAUGGAUUUUGUAGGUAAUAUCAAGAAAAUAAAUCAGAAAUAUAUAACCAACAGAGAAGAGUUCAACACUCUCCAGAAGAUAGUGCUGCAUGAAGUGAGUGCUGAGGUAGCACACGUUAGAAACUCUGCAACAGAGGCACUUUUGUGGCUAAAAAGAGGCUUAAAGUUUUUGAAGGGAUUUUUGACAGAAGUUAAGAAUGGAGAAAAGAAUAUUCAAAUAGCUCUGAACAACGCUUAUGGCAAGACAUUACGGCAGCAUCACGGCUGGGUUGUGCGAGGGGUUUUUGCGUUGGCUUUAAGGGCAGCACCAACAUAUGAAGACUUUGUGGCAGCACUGUCUGUGAAGAAGUGUGAUGAUCAGGAAGAAGCUUUUUAUAAUGCAAUGCAGAGAGACCUCAACAUUUACUUGCCAGCCAUGGAAAACCAGCUGAAUAUCUUGGACACUCUCUAUGAAGUACAUGGUUUGGAGUCAGAUGAGGUGGUAUAAUCACAGUGACACAGUACCUCAUAACUUCAGGCACUGUAUUUGUUAACGAGCUUUUCUGAAUGCCGUUUCUCUUCAUUGUAUCUUUCCUUUGCAUGGGAGGUGGAGGAAUCAGUGUGUGUGUGUAUUUUUAAUCUUGUUUGUGUUUAAAUGAAGAGGUGCUGUUUCUUUUAAGGCCACAAAUGUCUGCAUGGUGAAAACCUUUGGGCUAAAUAAUUCUUCUUUUUUACAUGAUUGUAACAGAGCAGAAUUGGGCCUUCUUGCUCCAGUGCGUAGUACUGGGACCACACGUGCGGAGGGGCAGCUUUGAUGGGAGCACAAAUGCUGUGCUGAUGUCACCAUUUCGCCCUUACCCUGUUCUGUGCCUGUCCAAGUUGUGAUGCUAGUCUCCAUUUCACUGGUCUUCUCUCCAUCUGUGUUAGUGGCGGGGCAGGGCUAGUGAGAGCUGUGCUGCACAGA
This is a messenger RNA of Gopherus flavomarginatus (Mexican gopher tortoise), 2283 nucleotides long. It is a transcript of the gene PLEKHA8, whose product is annotated as pleckstrin homology domain containing A8. Gene Ontology annotation, cellular component: membrane; cytosol; cytoplasm. Gene Ontology annotation, molecular function: ceramide 1-phosphate transfer activity; ceramide 1-phosphate binding. Lineage: Eukaryota; Metazoa; Chordata; Testudines; Testudinidae. The record is from RefSeq and is a predicted model, not a curated record. Gene Ontology annotation, biological process: ceramide transport; intermembrane lipid transfer. The transcript has 14 exons. Bases 256 to 1827 code for a protein of 523 amino acids.